This is a messenger RNA of Neogale vison (American mink), 3342 nucleotides long. It is a transcript of the gene SLC24A1, whose product is annotated as solute carrier family 24 member 1. Bases 1 to 3333 code for a protein of 1110 amino acids. The record is from RefSeq and is a predicted model, not a curated record. Gene Ontology annotation, biological process: long-term synaptic potentiation; intracellular calcium ion homeostasis; visual perception. Lineage: Eukaryota; Metazoa; Chordata; Mammalia; Carnivora; Mustelidae. The transcript is spliced from 10 exons. Gene Ontology annotation, molecular function: calcium channel activity; calcium, potassium:sodium antiporter activity. Gene Ontology annotation, cellular component: membrane.
AUGGGGAAAUUGAUCAGAAUGGGAACACGGGAGAGGCGGUUACUCCGGCCAAAACGGCUUCAUUGGAGUCGCCUCCUCUUCCUGUUGGGAACGUUGAUCAUCGGUUCCACCUACCAGCACCUGAGGAGCUCCCGGGGCCUCCCCUCAUUGUGGGCAGCAGUGUCUUCCCAACACCCCGUAAAACUGGCCAGCCGUGACCUCUCUAACAAUGAUAUGAUGAUGGUGAACAGUGAUCCUCCAAGAGCUAGCUCUGAAAUGGCAGGUGAUACACUGGUGCCCCAAGCUACAGUUGACAGGGGUGAAGAAACACCUGGCAUAACAAUGGAGAAUACUCCCUAUCCACCCAGAAGGACAGCCAACACCACUCCAACAACACUCAAGAAUAACUAUAACCUAACAGCAGCAGACACAGAAAGAAUGGAGGAAGACACCACAACCACACCCAGCAGAGUACUGAAUCACUACACCCCAACUUCAAGCAGACCAACAGUAAAGAAUCAUACCUCAGCAACACCACCCAGCAGAGAAAUGCAGAGCUACCACCCAACUCAGGCUGGGAGAAAGGUGAAGAAAUACACCCCAUCUCCACUUGAUAGAAUAGUAGGCAAUUAUGCCCCAUUCCCACUCAUGACAAUGACAAAGAGCCAUGGGAUCACCCCCAGAACAACAGUGAAAGACAUUGAAGCUAUGACAACCACCAAAAUAUUGAAGACCAACCCUAUUAAGAGAAUGGUAGAGGAAACCACCCCAACUACUCUCAAGGGAGAAAUUCAUACAACCCCAACUUUCCUGGUAAAUGACAUAGAAACAAACAUCUUGACUUCUCCAAGGAGUAUGACAGAAGAGAACACCCUGACUACCACCAGAAGAGUGGACAAUAAUAGAUCAACCAAGCCCCGGGGGUCAGUGAGAAAGAACAAGCUGACACCUCCUCUGGAAACGGUCCUGGAGGACACCACAGCCAUCUCUGAGGGGCAAGUGACAAUACGCACCACAACAGGCAGUAGCCCAACAGAAACCAAAGCCUCUACCGCUACCUGGAGUAUUAGUAAUCCCUUGUCUAGAACCAGUGCAUCGACCACUGGAAUUUCCUCCACCACCUUCUGGGGGCUGGCAAAGAGACUUUCCACGGCACCAAGGCCCUCAGCAUCCUCCGAGGCCAGGGCAAAUCCAACCAUCCAGGUCCAUCACUGUGUGGUUGUGGAGCCAGCCCCAGUGGUGCCCCCUGCCGCCUCCCCCAGCCUGACAACAGCUAUGAUCCCAGAGGUGCCCAGUUCCAGUCCCUCAGCACUGCCUCCUGGCUGGCCAGACCUUCACACCAAGGGAGAGUACCCCCCAGACUUGUUCAGCAUAGAGCAGCGGCAACAGGGCUGGGUGGUCCUGCACAUCUUUGGCAUGAUGUAUGUGUUUGUGGCCUUGGCCAUCGUGUGCGAUGAGUACUUUGUCCCAGCCCUGGGUGUCAUCACAGAUAAACUACAGAUCUCUGAUGAUGUGGCGGGUGCCACCUUCAUGGCUGCUGGAGGCUCUGCCCCUGAGCUCUUCACCUCCCUCAUUGGCGUCUUCAUCUCCCACAGCAACGUGGGCAUUGGUACCAUCGUGGGCUCUGCUGUGUUCAACAUCCUCUUUGUCAUUGGCACCUGUGCCCUCUUUUCCCGGGAGAUCCUCAAUCUCACAUGGUGGCCCUUAUUCCGUGAUGUCUCUUUCUACAUCCUUGACCUGAUAAUGCUCAUUAUCUUCUUCCUGGACAGCCUCAUUGCCUGGUGGGAAAGCCUGCUGCUGCUGCUGGGCUAUGCUUUCUAUGUGUUCACCAUGAAGUGGAAUAAGCAGGUGGAGGUCUGGGUGAAGGAGCAGCUCAGCAGGAGGCCAGUGGCCAAGGUCAUGGCCCUAGGGGACCUCAGCAAGCCCAGCCAUGGGCCAGUCAUGGUGAAUGAGCUACAGGAAAACAAGAGGGUCAAGCUCCCGGCCGUGCUCCCAGCAGUGCUGACGCGAGAGAGGAGCUUGGCCUCUCUGCACAACAGUACCAUCCGCAGCCCCAUCUUCCAGCUCAUGCUCCACAGCCUGGACCCUCUGGGAGAAGCCCGCCACUCCAAGGACAAGGAGGAGGAGAGCUUGAGUAAGCAGGCCAAAGCCAAGCCUCAUGCUAAAGCAGAGAACAAACCAGAAGAGGAGGAGCCAGCCCAGCUUCCUGGGGCCACGGUCACGCCAGCCCCUGCUCCAGAAGUCAAGGGAGAUCAGGAGGAGGAUCCCGGUGGUCAGGAAGGAGAGGUGGCUGAGGCUGAGAGCACAGGUGAAGUGACAGGUGAAGAGGCUGAAGCUCCUGGUAGAGGUGAAAAUGGACAACAAGGUGAAGGUGAAACUCAACUGGAAGGUGAAGGUGAAAUUGAAGCAGAAGGAGAAAGCGAACAUGAAGGUGAAAUCGAAGAAGGAAAAUGCGCCAAUGAAUGUGAUCCUGGAGGUGAACUCCAGGCAGAAGAUGGUGAAAUGAAAUCUGAUGAGGGUGAAAAUGAGGAGCAGGAACUCAAUGCUGAAUGUAAAAGUGAAGCCAAAAGUGAUGAGAAAGAUAGAGAUGCUGAAGGGGGCGGAGAAGGACAUGGAAGUGAAGAUGAAAAGGAGGAAGAGGAGGAGGAAGAGGAGGAAGAGGAAGAUGAGGAGGAGGAGGAGGAAGUGGAGGAGGAGGAGGAGGAGGAAGAGGAGGAAGAUGAGGAGGCAAAUGAGGAGCCUUUGUCCCUGGAGUGGCCAGAGACGAGGAAGAAGCAGGCCAUUUACCUGUUCCUCCUACCCAUUGUGUUCCCACUGUGGCUGACAGUGCCCGAUGUCCGGAGGCUGGAGUCUAAGAAGUUUUUUGUUCUUACCUUCCUGGGAUCUGUCGUGUGGAUUGCCAUGUUCUCAUACCUCAUGGUAUGGUGGGCUCACCAGGUUGGUGAAACAGUAGGGAUUUCUGAAGAGAUAAUGGGUUUGACGAUCCUAGCAGCAGGCACGUCCAUUCCUGACCUCAUCACCAGUGUGAUUGUCGCUCGGAAAGGCCUGGGGGACAUGGCCGUGUCAAGCUCUGUGGGCAGUAACAUAUUUGAUAUCACGGUGGGCCUGCCUGCCCCUUGGUUGCUCUUCUCUCUCAUCAAUGGAUUACAGCCUGUUCCAGUCAGCAGCAAUGGCUUGUUUUGUGCAAUUGUUUUGCUUUUUCUCAUGCUCUUGUUUGUGAUCUCUUCAAUUGCCUCAUGCAAAUGGAGAAUGAACAAGAUCCUGGGCUUCACGAUGUUCCUUCUUUACUUUAUAUUCCUGAUAAUGAGCGUGAUGUUAGAAGAUCGAAUCAUUUCCUGUCCCGUAUCUGUCUGAGUCAGAGUC